AUCCCGCCAGAAGGGAUUAACCCUCGAUAGACUGAUAGAUAGUCGGUGCUCGGCCGGUUUUUCGGCAGAGAUCGCGGCUUCGCCUCGUGGUUUAUGCACGUCGAAGUUGGAAAGCCGUGGGCAACGCGUGUCCCGUAAGGUGGGACACGAAGGGAGGGAAUUAUCGUGGUGGGAAGAGUCAUGGAUGAUGAUCCAGUGCGGAUUCGGCAGGUCCCGGCUAAUGAGUCGCAGGAUCGUGCGUGAGGAAGAAAGGAAAGUCGGACGAAAUUUUGUAAAUUGGAUUAAUUAAUUCGAAUAUAUUGGAUUUGAUUGUUCUCUGAAUGGGGAUGGAUGUUUGGAGAGUGAAACGGGCCCGUUUGUCGAUCAGUCGAACGUCGAAGAUCGUUGAAGGAAAGGAGCAACGAGGAUGCGAAGGAAGAGAUGUGAAAGAAGAUUGUCGAAAAAGUCGAUGAAGAAAUGAAGUUUUCCACUUUCCACGUCUUUGUGCUUUAAAGGAAAUUUUAAAAUUUGGAGGAGAGAAUCGGUGAACGCCGAGGGAGGAAUAGAGCGAAAGGAGUGCAAAAUGCCCCAAGGAAGCAUCCAUUGGCAAGGGACGCAGAGAAGAGCCUGCGGUCCAGGAGCUCACUGGAAUGUUCAGGUGGUGAGAGGCAAGGUGACAACACGAUGCUUGUGGUACGCCUGCAAAGCUCUCGGAAUUGGUCUGCUACUAAUGCUUUUAGGAGCUUGCAUGGCGACCAUAGGAUACUUCGCAGAUCAGCUAUCCGUGGCUCAAGAGAUCAGAGGUAACUUAACGAUAAAAGUGAAGAAUGAAUCACGUGGAUUUCAUCUGAAUAACCUCAGUUAUGCUGGCCCAAUUGUAAUGGGCGUAGGAGGAUUUAUCGUGGUGGCAGCCUGUGUAAUGACCUUCGAGGCACGUGACAACGCUGCCAAAGUGGUUCCGGCCCGUUUCCGCUUUAAUCAAACGUCGACAAUAAAAAAUACGAGGAAUCAACGGAACCGUAGAUCCACGUCUAGUCAAACGACGAAAUGGGAUCAUCAAUUAGGCGUGUUCAAAGUGAACAGAAGCCCGAGCCCAAGCAUACACGAGGUUUCGAGGAAACAAUUGACCGCGGAGUUCAUGCAGUUUUCGAAAGAAUUGAACGAGAAACAGGCUGGCCACUCGAUUAAGAAAAGUCCCAGCGCGCCAACUUUGAUAGACAAAAAAUCACCACGCAAAAGAACGUCAAAGUACGCUGGAUGCGCUUUAUUAAAUCCGGAAUUAUUGCAGAGACAUGCCCUUUCCGUUGAUAAUCCGAGCUACAGCCCUCACCAGGUCAGCAGAGAAAGUUUGGAUCAGCAAAAGAUGGGAGGCAGCCAGGUUUCAAUGGCGAUGGAUUUGCACAUUCCUAAUAAAGGUCCAGUUACGUUGAAAGUUAAAGAUAGAUCGGACACAGCGAGACGUCAUCAACUGCUUCGACAAACGAAAGUUGAUUACGUCGAAGAAGUUGAUGAAGCUGUUAAAUCACCGACUGGUCGCGGUUACUCGCCUAAAUUAUCAGGUGCCUAUAGCAAAUAUCCAGACGAUUUUGUACCGAGGAAAAGAAACUCGAUAGAUAUAAAAUUAUUAGAAGAAUUGACAGCGUCGAAAGAUCUUACAAAAAUAUCGCCUAGAGAUUUUCGUAAAAUCUCUUCGCCGAGCUUCCAUAAAAUGUCAUUCGACAAAAGUGGAAGUGAUCGUAGGAUCGAGAGAAGCAUGGGACAACGUAAAGCCAGCCUUGAAUUCAGGAAAAGUCCCGACUUUCGGAGGGGAGAUUAUAGGAAAUUGUCAGUGGACAGAUUCAGUAUCGAUUGCGCUAAAUACCUAUCCGACGAUGUGGAAAUGAGAUCAAGGGCGAGCAGCGGUGACAAUCUGAGAAGACAACGGCAACCGAAACUGCAUCAUUCCAGAUCGGAUGACAAUAAGAGGGCGUCGUUCGAAAGACACCAGAAAGACGCUCAAUCGAGCCGAUACUCUUUGAACACGCAAGCGGUCAUCGAGAGUGGGGGAUCAGAGGCCGAAUUCAAGUAUUUCACGGCAACGUCACUUGACACGGAAGAAAGUCGCGCUGACAAUUCAGACGACAGCCGCGCGAUCGAUAUAGACGAACAGAUAGCAGCGAAUGUGCCGUCCGACGGGCCGACAGAAGCUGAUGCCUUACUCGAGGAACCUGAAUUAGAGAACGUGCCCGAAACCGACGUUGAGAGCUCGAGAUACGAGAUGGAUGAGACCGAAACGUACGAUGAAGCUGCUUUAAGAACGAAAAAUUUGAUAUCUAACGAUCAGAUGUCGAAGAGACAGGGGAAAAAUAAUUUUCGUAACAUGGAUGAAAGAUUGGAUGAUUUUGUGAAAAGCAAAGAAACCAUAUUGUACAUAAAAGAGCACGAAAUUUAGAAGGAACACUAUCGGAUCAUCAUCUGAUCGUAUAUGGGAUGUGAUUAUAAUAAUAAAACGUGUAUUGCGACUCCCUCGUAUGAUUCGAGGGAAGAUUUUUGAAAAAUGUUUGAAUUUUCCACGUUAGGUACACGUUUAAUAGGAUAUUGAAAAAUUGAUAAAUUUAUUGUAUCCAAGUUGAUACAGCCGCUUGUUGUUUGAUAACGUAUAUUUGUUAAA
Molecule: messenger RNA, 2629 nt
Organism: Apis dorsata (giant honeybee)
Lineage: Eukaryota; Metazoa; Arthropoda; Insecta; Hymenoptera; Apidae
Exons: 8
Coding region: 563-2410 (615 amino acids)
Source: RefSeq, a predicted model, not a curated record